Molecule: messenger RNA, 459 nt
Organism: Ostertagia ostertagi
Lineage: Eukaryota; Metazoa; Nematoda; Chromadorea; Rhabditida; Trichostrongylidae
Source: the annotation of a GenBank genome assembly
UGCGUGAAACUUAUUCCGACAUUCUUGAUUCGUUACUUUCAGGCUUAUAGUAAAUCCGAUGUUCUGAUAGUACAUCAAAAACUGGCAGAACUCAGGAAGAAAUGGAUGGAGAAGCUACAAAGCAAGGAAACUACGAAGGUUCAGUCUCUACAAAGGGUACCAAGCCGAAUGCAACCGGAAACGUUUCCACACGAAGAUGGUCCCACAGUGCUUCCCAUUCAUGAAGUCAACAAAAACGCAAACCUGAGCGAGUUCAUGUAUCAAGCUGACAUGGUGCUCACUCUAAUCCAAGCUGAGCAAAUUGGUAACAACAGCGAAGAUGAUCGCACGAAGCGUCAGGCCUACCGCGACAUUUUCUAUCCAAACACAAUUUGGGGAAGAACGGUCUACUACUACUUUGAUCCUACUGCAAAGUUCAAUAUGUGUGAUAAACGGCCAAUGCAAAGGAAGGUACAAUAA